AUGUAUUCUUCAGAAGGCAGAGUUGGAGCAGGAUUAAUGGCAAAGGUUCAAGAUGAAGUGGUGCUAGAAGAUAAAAGAAGCUGGAACUGUGCAGAGCCUGUUAUUUAUCAAUGGGGUAAAUGGUAUCAAAGACAACUCUUGCAAAAACGUGCCGGACUUCUCUUAAACUUCCCACAGCUAACAGCUCAUAAUCAACCUUUGGACCAUGUUUGGGUACAAAUCCUUCCUCCUUUCCAUCUUGAACACAAUCAAAUAUCUUACACCCUCUUAAGUACAAUUGCCAAGGAAAAAAAACCUGUGGAUAUGAGAACAAUUAAUAAGGGAUCCAACCACUUUCCAGAAAACUGGAAGCAAAUGAUCAAAUUCAAGGAAUCAAGCACUGGCCUGCAAUAUCUACUUCUGGAGGAAAAUCAGCACUUGCACUUGGGACAAGCUUUUUCGCUUGUCAAGUUCAAUUUUUCGAUUCUUUUUAGUUGA
This is a messenger RNA of Striga asiatica, 477 nucleotides long. Lineage: Eukaryota; Viridiplantae; Streptophyta; Magnoliopsida; Lamiales; Orobanchaceae. The record is from the annotation of a GenBank genome assembly.